Molecule: messenger RNA, 2319 nt
Organism: Aspergillus welwitschiae
Lineage: Eukaryota; Fungi; Ascomycota; Eurotiomycetes; Eurotiales; Aspergillaceae
Product: beta-lactamase/transpeptidase-like protein
Exons: 1
Coding region: 193-1788 (531 amino acids)
Molecular function (GO): aminopeptidase activity
Source: RefSeq, a predicted model, not a curated record
GCCCGACUUCCUUCUGGAUCAUCUCUUAAGAAGCAAGCACUGGAUCUCAACGAAUAUUUGUAUGGUUACUGCUUGUGAGGUUAAAACUGCAUGCUUUGAUGAACUACCGUCUAUGCACAAGCAAGCUUUUCUCCCUCCUGCACCGAAAUUAUCUCUAUACUGAACCUGGCGUUUCCAGUGACGUUCCCGAACAUGCAAGCUAUACUUGAAGCGGUCCCUUCGCGUUAUCGUGGUCCUGGUGGAGCGGUUGCCAUCAUUAAGGAUGGUGAACUGGCUGGAAAACUUACCUGGGGAUAUGCGGAUUUGCGGAAGCGAAUCCCCAUGACCUCCUCAACGCUGAUGCCAAUCUGCUCGAUUACGAAGCAGAUGUUGUGUUUGAUUCUCAAGGAUCUGGAGCGCAACCCCACACCAGCGAUGGUGGAGCGAGGCAAUAUCCCCCAACAGCUGUCGGAUGCCUUUCGCCAAUUGGUCUCUCCCGAACUCAUCGACAGCAACGGUCUUCGAAUCGACCACCUCUGCAACAAUCAAUCGGGUAUUCGAGAUUAUUGGGCCAUGUCGAUGUUUUGGGGCACACAACCAGAAGGGGAAUUCAGUUUGGCGGGAGACGCCAAGAAAGCGCUUGACAGGACCAAGUCCCUCCAUUUCCAACCAGGCACACAAUUCUCUUACUGUAAUCUCAACUUCCAUAUCCUUGCUCGCAUCGUCGAGCAGGUUAGUGGAGCGUCUCUCGGCAAACUGCUCUCGGAACGACUCUUCUUGCCCGCUGGGAUGAAAACCGCAUUCCUCUGCGCAGAUAACGCUGAGUUGCCUGCGCCAUGCGUGGGAUACGAAGGCAACGAAUCCUUUGGCUAUAUACCGGCCGUCAACCGGACUCAGUGGUCUGGUGACGCCGGCGUCGUGGCUAGCCUGGAGGAUAUGAUUGCGUACGAAUGUUAUCUGGACCAGGCGUGGGCCGAUCGGGGGAGUGUGUAUCGAGAAAUCGCGAAAGAACCGUCAUUCGAUGAUGGUACACCAGCCGCGUAUGGAUAUGGCUUAGAACAUAUAAUGUUCGGACAAACUACGACCAUCGGCCAUGGCGGGGCCAUUCGUGGAUAUCGCCUUCACCGGACCCAAGUACCGUCAGAACGAUUAGCCGUUGUGGUUAUGCUAAAUCAUGAGAUAGAUGCCGCAGAGGUAGCUGGGCAUAUCCUUCAGGAAGCUCACAGUCUCCCUGCACAGCAUGGUCUGCUUUCCAUGCCGGUCGCAAACUGGGUGGGGUUUUACUUUGACCCGGAUGCACAAUUGGUAGUUGAAGUUCGCCUUGGUGGACCAGGAGAAGUCAUUCUCACCUAUACGGGUGACGAGGAGACACUGAAGCUCACGGAGAGAUGUGAGGCCCGGUCGGACUUGGCAACUGCCACGCUGUGUUCCGAUACCCUCCUACUCCACCGCAAAUACGAUAACCGUCAUAUUCAGGCUAAACGGAUUACUGCGGGUCAACAGCCGACCAAGGGGGACUAUGUGGGCCAAUACCACUGUGCUGAAGUCGGCUCUAUAUUCCAGUGCAGCGGAGACGGUGGCAUGCUAUACGGAUCGUUUAAGGGGUUCCUAGGCCACGGACCGGCUGAGCUAAUGCGAUACUUGGGAGAUGACAUAUGGUUUCUCGCAUGUGCACGAGGCUUGGAUGCGCCAGCGCCGGGGAACUGGACAGUUGUAUUUCAACGGGAUGUACAGGGCGAGGUUGUCGGUGUUACGUUCGGGUGUUGGCUAGCGAGAAAGGUCACCUUUGUGAAGGACAGAACCCCCUAGAAAUUGGAUUAGAACUAGGGAUGCAUAGCUUCAUGAGGGGAGGAGGAACAUCGUGGUGAACAUUCCACGGACACUUGCAUUCUUGGAAAACAUUAUGUAGCUUGGAGCCUCAUUAUUAUGGACAGGCCCUCAAAUUCCAGAGUGGGCUGACGAACAGCGUGAUAAAGGUAUAAAGCUUGAGACCAUAGUACAGUUGCCCUCGUUCAAAGUGACGGCUACUGACAGAGAUCCAAACCUAACAUGACUCUUAUUGGAGCAAGACUACUAAACCAAAGAAACCGUAUCCAGCAAGAUGUGAAUGUAUUCGAUACAGAAGCGAAGAAGCAUGCCUUCCACGGUAAACAAGCGAAGAGCAAGAAAUUCGAAAAUUUUCAAGCCCUACCCAACUUCGCACAUAGAAAUCCGCCGAGAGAAGUUUCAUUAGAAAGAGACCCGCCGGCAUUGGACUGCAGACUCAUCACAGCGCGGGGAAAGAAAGUCCGCUUCCCACGCACAAAGAACGCGCAAAAUUUUACUGUCGCCACGGAGGAG